AUGAAAUACGUCCAGCUCGGAUCAAGCGGGCUGCGCGUCUCGCCCAUCUGCCCCCGAGAAACGCUUCGACUGGGCACUAGGCGAAGAAGACGCGCUCCCCGUGCUGGACCACGCCUACCGAUUGGGGCUCAACUUCUUCGACACGGCGAAUACUCGAACGGCGACUCGGAGGUGAUUCUCGGCAAGGCGAUCAAGAAAUACAACUGGCGGCGCGAGGACAUCGUCGUCGCGACCAAGGUGUGGGCGCCCGUCGGUCGCGGCAAGGAGUAUCCCCUCUUCAUGUCCAACGACGAACGCGACAAUGCCGGCUACGUGAACGAGUACGGGCUCAGUCGGAAGCACAUCUUCGACAGUAUCGAGGCGAGUCUGAGGAGGUUGGAUCUGCCGUAUGUUGAUCUGCUGCAGAUCCACCGGUUUGAUCCCGACACGCCUGUAAAUGAGACGAUGGAGGCGCUGCAUGAUGUUGUCAAGUCGGGCAAGGUGCGGUAUAUCGGGGCUUCAUCGAUGUGGGCGCACCAGCUGCUGGAGUAUCAGUAUACGGCGCGUAUGAACGGGUCGACCGAGUUCAUCUCCAUGCAGAAUUUCCAUAACCCUAUCUACCGGGAGGAGGAGCGGGAGAUGUUUCCCGCGUGUGCCAAGUUCGGGAUGGGUGCGAUUCCGUGGAGUCCGCUUGCGAUGGGCUUUUUGACCCGGCCGUGGAAAGCGUUUGAGGAAACCACGCGAGGGAAAUCGCUGAAUGGCAAACUAAUGGGCCAGCCGUUUACCGAGACGGACAAGAAGAUCAGCGAGCAGAUAGAGGAGAUUGCCAGCAAACGCGGUGUGUCGAUGACCAUAGUGAGUCUUGCGUGGUCAUUGUCGAAGCCGUUCAUCACUGCGCCGAUUGUGGGAUUGAGCAAGAAGGAGAGAGUGGACGAGGCGAUACAGGCGAUCGACUUCAAGCUCACGGAGGAAGAGAUCAAGAGUAUUGACGAUCUGUAUCAACCAAAAAAGGUUGUAGGGCACCACUAG
This is a messenger RNA of Aspergillus viridinutans, 1008 nucleotides long. RefSeq names its product aldo/keto reductase. The record is from RefSeq and is a predicted model, not a curated record. The transcript has 2 exons. Lineage: Eukaryota; Fungi; Ascomycota; Eurotiomycetes; Eurotiales; Aspergillaceae. Bases 1 to 1008 code for a protein of 335 amino acids.